AUCACCUUCUCGAGCUGCUUGAGCUGCACAUCCAUUCCGUCCAGCUCACCAGCAAUGGUCGCAGCCUUCGAUCCCCUGUCGCCUUCAAAGGCGACAACGUCAAAGUUUCCCGACAAGACAUCCUUCGGUACCCUCACCCGCGAGCGCCAGAAUCGACACCCCAACGCCAAUGGGCCCGACUUUCAAAAGCUCGAGGAGCUCGUCCGCCCACACAUCGAGAGCUUCGACGCCCUCACCGAGGGCGGCGAUGAUGGGUCAGCAGGGCUCCUGCAGCUGGGCGUGCAGGACAUAGGCGAGAAGGUGGUAUUUGAUGGAAAGCCGACUGAGAAGAUGCCCUACGGCAGCAAGAUCACAUACCGGAUAUCGCAAGUUGCGUUGGGAAAGCCUAUGGUUUCAGAACGCGACAAGCUUGCCGUCGAGCGUCGCAUCUACCCCUCGGAGGCACGCGAGCGCCUGACGACGUACAAAUCCCGCCUGACUGUCACGAUCAAGUGGAAGGUGACUACGGACGAAGGCACGACGCGCGAGUAUGACGAGAUUCGCGAAUGCGGCUUGCUGCCUCUAAUGGUCAAAUCGCAGCGCUGCAACAUCCGCGGUGCGUCGAGCGCUGAGCUUGUGCGCCGUGGAGAGGAGAGCUCGUCGUGGGGUGGAUACUUCAUCGUGAACGGAAACGAGAAGCUCAUCCGCUACCUCAUUCUCCCCCGCCGCCACUUCCCGAUCAACCUUGAACGUCCGUCCUUUGCCAAACGCGGCGCUGGGUACACACGGUAUGGGUGUCAGAUCCGUUGCGUCCGCCCCGACCAGUCCGCUUGCACCAACACCAUCCACUACCUUUCCUCGGGCGGUGCAACACUGCGUUUUGCUUGGCGCAAGGUCGAGUACAUGAUACCCCUUGUUCUUAUUCUCAAGGCGCUCGUGGGCGCGAGCGACCUCGAAAUCUUUGAGGGCCUGAUCCAGGGGGAGUAUGACAACACGUUCCUCAUGGACCGUGUUGAGCUUCUCCUCCGCGGCCAGAAGACAUGGGGGCUGCACACGGGCACGCAAUGUCUCGAGUACCUCGGCGACAAGUUCCGUGUUGUCAUGAACUGCCCCGAAGACUGGAGCAACGUCCAGGUCGGUUCCUUCCUGCUCAAGCGAGUCGUGCUCGUACAUCUCCCCAACCCUCGGGAGAAGUUCCGCAUGCUCUUGUUCAUGCUCCGCAAGCUGUACUCCAUGGUCGCUGGCUCGUCGUGCCCUGACAACCCGGAUUCGCCCCAGCUGCAUGAAGUCCUCCUCCCGGGCUUCCUCUACUCGAUGAUUAUCAAGGAGCGCUUUGAGGAGUCGCUCCUUGCGGUCCGCCAGCAGAUCCUCCAGGACAUUCGCAUGAACCGCGUCAGGGAUUUCACAAGCGCGAAGUACUUCCCCAGUGUGCUCAGCAAGGUCAACUUUGAUGUCGGCCAGAAGCUCUCGUACUUCCUAGCCACGGGCAAUCUUGUCUCGCCGACUGGACUCGACCUGCAGCAGACCAGCGGUUUCACGAUCGUUGCCGAGAAACUUAACUUCUACCGUUACCUCUCACACUUCCGGUGUAUUCACCGUGGUGCUUUCUUUGCAGAGCUCAAAACCACGUCGGUCCGCAAGCUUCUUCCGGAGUCAUGGGGCUUCUUGUGUCCUGUGCACACGCCCGACGGCUCGCCAUGCGGUCUUCUCAACCACCUGUCACACCAAUGUCAGAUUGUCACCAAGACGCUCGACACAUCCCAGCUCGCCAGCCUCCUCUCCGAGCACGGCAUGACCCAGGUCUUCGCUUCCACUAUCGACGGCAAGCGCUACGUGACUGUGCAGCUCGACGGCCGUGUCAUUGGCUGGGCAACACCUCCCGAAGUUGCCAAGCUCGCACUCAUGCUCCGCCGCCUCAAGACCGAGGGGGACCCGCGCGUGCCGCUCGACCUGGAAAUUGGUCACGUUCCAGUCACUAAAGCUGGCCAGUACCCGGGCUUGUACCUGUUCGGGUCGCGCUCGCGCAUGAUGCGCCCCGUCACGUACUUGCCCAACAGCAAGCUCGACCACGUCGGCACCUUUGAGCAGGUGUACAUGGACAUCGCCAUUACACCAGAGGAGAUCGAGAAGAAUGUCAGCACGCACGUUGAGCUCGAUCCCACCUCGAUGCUUUCCGUGGUUGCCAACAUGACUCCCUUCUCUGACUUCAACCAGUCGCCACGUAACAUGUACCAGUGUCAGAUGGGCAAGCAGUCGAUGGGCACGCCAUCCACCGCUCACUUCCGCCGCACGGACAACAAGAUGUACCGUUUGCAGAGCGGCCAGACGCCUAUUGUACGGCCCAAGCUCUGGAACGACUACGGUUUCGACCAGUUCCCGAACUCGACGAACGCGAUCGUUGCCGUCAUCUCGUACACUGGUUACGACAUGGAAGACGCGAUGAUUCUCAACAAGUCGGCCCAUGAGCGCGGCUUUGGCUACGGAACAGUGUACAAGUCGGACAUCUUUGACCUUAGGGAUAUGGCGAGGUCACGCACCGCGGCUCCGACGCUGCACUAUGGCUUCGGAAGAGACGUGAAGGACACAUCGCCGUGGCGCGAGUUUGUUGAUAACGACGGUCUACCCAUUGUCGGCACGAAGGUCAAGGCCGGCGACCCACUGGCGGCGUACUUUGACGACGUCACUGGCAAGACCAAGGUGCACAAGUACAAGGGUGACGAGACGGCAUAUGUCGAGACGGUGCGCGUGCUGGGUUCAGACCUGGGGGACUCGGAGCUGCAGAAGAUUCAGAUCACCCUGCGUAUUCCCCGUUCUCCCGUCAUCGGCGACAAGUUCUCGUCGCGCCACGGACAGAAGGGUGUGUGCUCGCAGAAAUUCCCUAUGAUCGACAUGCCUUUCAGCGAGAGCGGAAUGCAGCCGGACGUCAUCAUCAACCCGCACGCGUUCCCGUCGCGUAUGACGAUCGGAAUGUUGGUCGAGUUCCUGGCAGGCAAGUCGGGCGCCCUCCACGGCAUGUCGCAGGAUGGCACUCCGUUCAAGUUCUCGGACGACGACCGGCCGGUCGAGUACUUCGGCGAGCAGCUUCUCAAGGCCGGGUACAACUACCACGGCAACGAGCCGAUGUACUCUGGCAUCACGGGCGAGGAGCUCCGCGCCGACAUCUACAUUGGCGUGUGCGCGUACCAACGUCUGCGUCACAUGGUGAACGACAAGUUCCAGGCGCGUGCUACUGGUCCUGUUGACUCCCUCACUCGCCAGCCCGUGAAGGGUCGUAAGCGUGCAGGUGGUAUCCGUUUCGGUGAAAUGGAGCGCGAUGCUCUCAUCGCCCACGGCACCUCGUUCCUCCUCCAGGACCGCCUGAUGAACUGCUCUGACUACUCGACGGCAUGGGUGUGCCGCUCGUGCGGUUCGCUGAUUUCGCUGGGCUUCGACGACACUGUUGGCCCCAAUGACGGCCGCCGCGCCGAGUACUGCCGCAUUUGCGAGCGGCACGAGCAGCCUGGUGCGCUUGACGGCGCCGUGCAGCCGAACGCUGUCGGCAUCGCCGCCAAGGCGGCGGGCGGGAACAGUACAAUGGAUGUGGUUGCCGUGCCAUACGUUUUCCGAUACCUGUGUGCGGAAAUGGCGUGCAUGGGCAUCCGUCUCAACUUGACUGUGGUAUAGAUAUAAGGAGAUUGCAUGUAUUUGGUAUCUGCGUG
Molecule: messenger RNA, 3677 nt
Organism: Cutaneotrichosporon oleaginosum
Lineage: Eukaryota; Fungi; Basidiomycota; Tremellomycetes; Trichosporonales; Trichosporonaceae
Biological process (GO): DNA-templated transcription
Cellular component (GO): nucleus; RNA polymerase I complex
Molecular function (GO): ribonucleoside binding; DNA binding
Source: RefSeq, a predicted model, not a curated record